Molecule: messenger RNA, 2005 nt
Organism: Cryptotermes secundus
Lineage: Eukaryota; Metazoa; Arthropoda; Insecta; Blattodea; Kalotermitidae
Product: ERI1 exoribonuclease 2
Exons: 4
Coding region: 321-1109 (262 amino acids)
Biological process (GO): exonucleolytic trimming to generate mature 3'-end of 5.8S rRNA from tricistronic rRNA transcript (SSU-rRNA, 5.8S rRNA, LSU-rRNA)
Molecular function (GO): nucleic acid binding; 3'-5'-RNA exonuclease activity
Source: RefSeq, a predicted model, not a curated record
AACAACUUGAGUUUCACACUUGUUAUUGAUUGGAGCAGCACAAAGUGAGGAAAUUGCGUUGCCAUUUCCUCAAUUUGUGCUUCUCCAUUCAGUAACAUGUGUUCAAAUCAGACUGAUAACAAUUCUCUGAAAUUGCGGUUGCGAUGCGGUUGCUAGUUUCCUCGGUUUGCACCGCCGUUUAAAUUAUCACCCCUGUCAUUCAUGCUAUUAUUCUGCUAUGACUUUUGUCAGUUUUGUAACGUGUAGAAUAGCGGGCAAAAUAAGUUCAUAUUGACAGGAGCAGAGAGGAGAAGGGAAUCAGUAUUAACUCUAUCGUAAACAUGAAUUCUAAAAGUGCAGUUUUUACGUUAACUAAGAAACUGGCUCGAGACCUGGGCUUCAUGGAAACAGUGUAUGCAAGCAAAUCUAAUAAAUGUAAGCAUCCCAUGCUACAGCCAUUCAAGUAUCUGAUUGUAAUUGAUUUUGAAUCUACAUGUUGGGAACAAAAUACAGAUGGAAAGCAACCUGAAAUUAUUGAAUUUCCUGCUGUAUUACUCAAUCUUAGGACAGGAAUGAUAGAAGAAGAAUUUCAUCAGUAUGUUCUUCCAGUUGAAAAUCCCAUCCUCAGUGAUUUCUGUGUUAAUUUCACUGGAAUUGAACAAGAAGCUGUUGAAAACGGAGUGCCACUAAAAACUUGUCUAUCUCUUUUCGGUUCUUGGAUUAAGGAAGUCUCAGAGAAGAGAAGAUUGGUAUUUCAUAUUAAUCAGAAAGGGAGUAGUGCAGAAAAUGCUUGCACAUUUGUCACAUGGUCAGACUGGGACCUGUCUGUGUGUCUGCAUAAUGAAUGUACAAGGAAGCAGCUCUACAUGCCAGAGAUCCUGUAUCAGUGGACUGACCUCCGAGCUAUAUACAGGAAGUUUUACAAAAGACGCCCAAAAGGUCUUCGUGGUGCGUUGUCAGAGCUUGGCCUACAGUUCGAGGGUCGGGAGCACUCAGGUUUAUGUGAUGCUCGCAACACUGCCCUUCUUGCCUGGCGCAUGCUCCAGGAUGGAGCAGUCCUCACAGUUACAAAAGGCCUCAAGACAAAAAGACAGGCAUCUAAAAUGCCUCAUUUGAAGACUGACAUAUAGCAUGCACAUUGUUUUGGUACCAGUAUAAGGUAGACAAUCAUAAAAUCUUUAAUUACAUACUGUAGAACAUUUUACCUGCUAGAUUUUUACAUUUAUAGUCAUUCACAUACUUGUAACAUUAAUCUAAAAUAUUACACAUUAAGAGUAUUAUGAUAUUUACAAGAGUAGCAAUAGUAAUACUGAAAACUGUUAUUUCCAGAUUCAGGUCAUACCAGAGAAUACAAGAGAAUGUAAAGGAGACUCAAUGAAAGCAAAAACAUGAAAAGAAUACCACAGUCUACUGUAGCAAUGAAAUUAGGACCACUCAGUGUGAUCAAUACCCCACUAACAACACAAAGGAAGUCAUCCAUAACUGGUGAAACAAACACAUCCAUUCUUGUUGACCAUGAAAAUCACUGGGUAGAAGCUUCAUUUAAGAAUGUAAUGGGAUUGCUCAAAUUUUCAAGAAUUGAUGAGAACCAUUCCUGUGAGGUCCAAAGUUGUUUCCAGCCUUAGCAUUCAGCUAGCACAAAGAAAUAUUACAACUCCUGAUGGAAUAUUUUGCCAUUGGCCUUAUUCUAGUGCUAAUGAACCCAACAUCUUUGUAGGUGUGGUUCUCCUGCUUCUCACAGUGGCCUCCCUUCAAAUCAGGGUCAUAGUUUCUUCAUCCGUCAUCAGCACAAAUACACAGGAAUAGUACACACAACGAAGCUGUUUCUGUGGGGACUUCUCACACUUUCACUUUCACUAAACCUAGUGACCCAGUAAUACACAGCUGGAUAGUCCUGCUAUGAUGUGAUGUGAGUUACACUGAGUGACUGGUUUUCAUCUGCAUGUAUAGAGAGAUGAUAAAACAAUGCAGAAUGUUUCAUUUUGCUUAUCAUAAGCACAGAAGUCUCUCUUGCUUUAUGUUUAUA